Messenger RNA from Anneissia japonica, 922 nucleotides. RefSeq lists its product as uncharacterized. The record is from RefSeq and is a predicted model, not a curated record. Bases 145 to 486 code for a protein of 113 amino acids. The transcript is spliced from 4 exons. Lineage: Eukaryota; Metazoa; Echinodermata; Crinoidea; Comatulida; Comatulidae.
GGCGUAUUGAUAUUUAAAUCAUCCUGCAUUCUGAUCAAAUUUAUAUAGCUUAAUUCGACUGAACCGCCUAUUGGCAUCGUGAUUUCCUUGAUGGUGUAACACAUUCAAGGGUGUCUUCUCACUUUGAAAGAUUACAGACGCAAAAUGCAUCUUCGAUUUAUGGUUUUAUUGCUUUCGGUCCUUGUUCUCAUAACAUGUACAGAGGCCCCGCCUCCUCCUGAAUGCAUGUCACCAGUUGCACAAAACCGCCCAUCACACUGCCAGGUGGUCUGGGGUCGCAAAGCACUAAAUACCUUAGAGCGAUUACUUAAAAAAGAACUUAUUGACGAAGAGAUGAAUACAGAAGAGCGAAAUCUCGGCGACAUGGAGGAAGCGGAAGGCCAAGAAACCAGAAACCUUGAUGACGAAAACCAAAACCUAUAUGAUGAAGUACGGUUUUUGGAAUUGCUGCUAGAUUUGAAGGGUGAAAAUAAUAUAAAGAAAUAAAAAAAGGUAGAAGAAACAGUUAAGUGGUAUUCACACGGGGUCAAAUCGGACAGCGCCGUACGACGCUUCCUGAUGUGAUUUAAUGCUUCCUGAUGUGACUGUCGGGAACAGUUUUACUCUUAGGUCUUCUUGAGAAAAUAUUUUGCGAAACGACUGUCUCCGGUUUUAUAAAUUUGGGAUUCUACUGUACUCAAUUGUAAAUCCCUGUUUUUAACUGACAUUUGUCUCAAACCUUUGAAAUAAUUCUUUUCUCAACAUUUCAAGACUAUGUGUUUUGUAAGUUUCAAUAUACAUCUAUCUGUAUUUAUUUAUAACUUCAGAGAAGAAAUAAAAUAGGUCUACGGUGAGAUUCUUUACUUUUAGUUAAGUUUAAAACAAUUAAUAUUCAUAAAGUAUAUAAAAAAUAUCAUUUUUUUUUGUUGCAGAAUAGAACCAU